Messenger RNA from Tetranychus urticae (two-spotted spider mite), 4528 nucleotides. RefSeq lists its product as uncharacterized. The record is from RefSeq and is a predicted model, not a curated record. Lineage: Eukaryota; Metazoa; Arthropoda; Arachnida; Trombidiformes; Tetranychidae.
AAAAGGGUAACAACAAUAAUAAACAUCAUCAUUCAGACGAUCAUGAUGGAAGUGAUUCUCAUUUUCAUGGAAAUUCGUUCCCUCCAGUGAAACUGUUCAGACUGGACCAAAGAAAGAACACCUAGAUCCAGUAGAAAUGUAAGAAAUUCUGAAAGGUUUGAUUCUCCAAAAAGUUUUUCUUGAAACCAGAAAACAUUUUUUCAUUGUAUUGAACCGAUCAAGUGAAAUCAAGUUCAAGAAAAUUGAUUUUGCUUUCAUUUUACUUUUCACUUCAGUUUGUUGACAUCAAAAGUACUGUUCAAUGAAAACUAUUAUCUUAUUUCUUCACCUAUUUUCUUGACCCUUCCUUUACAAUAGCAACAGAAAUGAUGUAAAAUUUCAAACUGUAGAGUAAAUAAUAAGAAGAAUAUUAAGAAAAGUUAACAAUUCAAUACUUGACUGAUUACUAAUUUACCCUGAUCUGCGUCAGUAGAAACCUUUCCCACAUUUUUAAAAUUAUUACCAGAAUCAUUAUUUGAUAAUUACAACAAAACACUAACCAUCAAAAUCCCAGUCAACUUGAAGCCCUUGUAAACUGUUGCUAAUAAAACAAUAUUUCGUCCUUAAUUUGUAACAAUAAUUUUUAACUGUAAAGUGUUGAAUAAUGAAUUAAGUGGGCAGAGUUUUUAAUAAUAAAAUUAUUAAUAGCAAUCCUUUUGUAGGUCAAUUUGUUUCCAAAUUAUCUGGGAUUUCCUUGUAAACAGAUGAUGACUUUGUUCAAGUGCAAUCUGAAAGUGAACAAAAGUGAAAUUAAAUUGAACCCAAGUUAAUUAUUUCCUUGAUUCUGUUAGUUAUACCUUGUGUUUCACUCACAAUUAAAAGUAACAUUUCAUCAUUGAUUCUUUUCUUAUAAUUUUAUCUAUUCCAAAAUGAAUCAUUAAUCAGUGAUCGUACUCAUGGUAAACCUGAUCAAGAGGACAAUAGUGACACAAUGAAUGUUGACUUUAAUUCCAUUAUUCCAAUGAAACUAAACAAUUGUUCAUUGUAAAUAUGCGACAAUCUAAUCAACUUGCAAAUGUUUAUCCAAAAUUGCCAGAACAAUUUUUGUUACAUUUAAUCUGACAUUUCCUGAUUUGUUGUCCUACUCCAGGAGUUGAGGUAAAUGCUCAUUUAUUUUGUGAUUUACACUAAUUUUCAUAAUUUAUUCCCAUAAGACACCAUUAAUAAUGUUCAAUUUACAAGGAAUCAAUUUUAUUUUACUUUACUACCUUUAAACAACAACAAAGUCAUCAUUUCAACUUGAAGACAAUGAAUUUGUAAAAUUUUCAUUACUUUACCUUUUUACCCAGUUGAUUGAAAUGAGAAGCAAAAGCCGCUCAACUUUCAGUUAAAAAGCAAGUUUGUUCACAAGGAGAGGCCCUCAUUGCCCGGUCACCUUAGGGCAUCAUCAUCCGUAUUAUUAUCAUAGUUGUGUUCACAUUUAAAUAGUAUGUAAACCCUAAUUUUGUUUUUGUCUGUUCAUCUCAAAACCAAUAAUGAAGUCCAUAAAAAAUAAAAUUUUUACUUAACCUUACCUAACCUUCAAUAACCCACUCUACAUGAGUUACUUUCUCUCUCUCUACCUUUACCUUUCAUAUUUUUACUUUUCUUAAUCUUUUAUUGUGAUGAACCUGGUUCAACUUUAACCCAACCAUAAUUGGUUAAUAUGGCUACUUUCAGGGUCACGGUCAACAUAUAUCAUCAUCAAUGGUUAACAUGAUUGGUACAGUUUAACAGUGGAUACAGCAUUUGGUGACAGCAUGAUUAUCAUGAUAAUUUUAAGUGAAAAACGUAAAGAAUCUGGGAAAGACCAGAAAAGGUAGAAAUGGAAAAAUUUGAUGGGAAAGACGAAAAGGAAGAGAAGGUAAUGAGAGAAGAAGAGAAAGAGGUUUCCCGUUAAUAUUACAAGUUUGAAGACCCAAUCCAGGCAAGAGAAGGCAAAACAAUGGAGAAAAAUGUUUAAUGUUGUGAAGCAGUUACCAGGUAAUUUGCUGUUAGACAAUGUAUUACAACAAGAAAAAAAAUGAAGGUCACUGUUGACAGAAUGGAAAGUUGAAGGUCAUUAUCAGAUGCAAGUCAGAAUGAAAUGAUAUUGUAUGAGCAUCAAUGCAAUAACCGCAAAUGGAAGGGAGAAGGUAAAGGCGGCAAAGAGAAGAAGAAGAAGAAGAAAAAUGAACACAUUUUUUGCUCUUUGUUUUUGUUUUCUCACUCGAUAAAGUGAGACUUGAGUGUGUGAGUGAGAGUUGUGAGUGUGUGUACAAGAUUGGCAAGGAGAUGAAGUGAGUCGAGAUAGUUUUACAUGAAAUAGUAGGAAGACCAUUGAAUAACCAGAAUCAUUGAGAAAAUAUAUAAUCAUGAAAAGAGGCAAAAAAAAUUGAUGUUAUCUUAUUGCAACUCGGCUUUGAAAGCCAAACUUUCUUCUUCUUGCUUGUUCUUAUUGUGGCGAGGCAAGCCAUUUGCAAGUGGAUCAACUAGUUGAAUGAGUGAGUGAGUGAGGACAUUGACUAAGAAGUGAGACACAGAACGAUAAUGAUGAUGAAGAGGGAGAGCAAAGGGAAUUGAAACGGGAUUACCUAUUCAUCUUGAAAUUCAUGAGUUGAAGAGGGAAACAGCAAAAAUGAAGGCAAAUUGAGUUGAUUGAGUGAAAUGAGAGUGAAUGAGUUGCAAUGAGAGAGUGAAUUAACAACUGAAUGAACGAGUGCGAGACAAAAAGGAGCAGAAAACAGAAUAAUCACAGACGAUCCUGAAAAGAGAAUUAAGAAUUACCUGGAGUGAUAUAUGCUUGAAAAAAGAGGAGAGAAGAAGAAGAAUCCCUUUUUUUCUGUAAAAUUAUUUUGAUUCCUCAAAACAACAGUUUAACCUCAGUGUUGAUCAUCAACCAACCAACAUCAUCCUUUUACCUUUUAUUUUUUACUGUUGUUGCUAUAAUUUGCGUUUCGCAAAUCCAAAGACCUUUUACCUUUUUUCAAGACCUCAGUUUACGAUGUUCGAGCUCCUCCUUCAUCUGUUAAACAACAUGCAACUUCACCAACAAAUGAUCAACACAAAAAAGUAACUCAAACUUUUUUAGACACAUUUAAUUACCGUAACUAACCGUACCGAUUUUGCAAGUCCAAUAGUCGACCCAACCAAAUCUCAUUCCAACCCACUUUCUCCUCCUAGAACUCAACAUUUCUCUUCUCAAUCUUCCCUCUUUUCUCGUCAUCACCAUCAUCGUCAUCUUAACACUUUUUUUUGUUCCUUGAGUUUGUCAAAGUUAAACCCGCGAACGAGAUUGAUCAAGUGAUUCAACCAGAACCAUUUACCGUUUACUGUUUAACCCAAACAAUGUUAACAUCAACAAUGUUUAUCAACAAAUUGAUCAACUUUACCAUCACCUGUAAAACACUAUCAACGUUAUUUUAACGGUCAAUUGGAUUAUAAACAUUUUGAUUCAACUUGAGCGUUUUGUUUUUAUUUUUGUUUUAUUUGUUUCUCUGUUUACAUCUUUUGCAUUGUUACACCUUUUACAAAAUAUUACAACAAUGAAAUCAUAUCAAACUAUAUUAACUUUUGGUUGCAACUUUUUCACACUCUUUUGGAGGCAAUUAGAUUCAUCGAGAUUCAAAGCAAUUCAAUUAAUCUUUUUAACUCUAACCACCGUUUUACAUCAAAUAAUGAGCAAACCGUUAAAUUAUGCGACUUCAUCCCACCAUCGCUCUUCAUCAUCCAUCUCAUCUCAUUCACCUCAUCGUAUCAGUCCAUGUAAUCUUCCCUUCUACUUCAUUCCAUCAAAAACAUCUUUACCUGAACCUUAUGAAAAGGUUUACCGACGAGCCAAGGCGAUGAAGGGUUGCGCUGAAAGAAUCAGACGGAACUUUGUUCAGAUGCUUGGCGAUGAAGAUUUUGAAUCUGGUUUGGACAGUUUAAGGCAUAGUUGGCUUCCAGAAAUAAGUAACUCAAUUGAAGACAUCGCCACAAUUGAGGAAGAAGACGCAUUCCGUCGGAGUUUCCAGUAUUUACAGUACUUUGCCAUUGGCCUGGAACAGCUGCUUUUGGAUCAAGCUCUUCAUGAAGGCCAGAUGAUAAAGGAAUUUCGAGAAAUCGAAGAUAAACUAAGUCAAUUGUUGUGUGAAAUUCAACUCGGAAUGUGGUAUCGAAACAUUAAACCCGAUAAACACAUUGAAUUUGAAGUAAUGACUCAAGAGUAUCGUGAUAUUGCUGAUGCUUCAAGACGAAUGAUCAGAGAUUACCUUUUACUGAGAGAUCUUGUUAAACUGACUGAUUAUAUAACACAGAUAUUUGCAAGUCUUGCCUCACGUUUUUGAUGAAAACAAUUGAAGUAAUCAGAUGUUCCUAUAAGAUCAUUAUUUUCACCAAGAAUCAACAAUAUUUCAAUCUCAUUUGAAGUCUCAUUUGGAAAGCCAAAACUAGAAGCUAUUUGAAUCAAGAUUUACUGAUUACUUGAAUUCACCAAUUUAAUGAUUUAAUACUCACUGCUUGUCAAUUUGAGCAAUUUGUAGACAUUGGA